AUGCAGUUAGAUGACUUCAAGAACUUCGAGGCCUUAUAUUCCGGCACAGUAUCACCUCUCAUUCAAAAGAAACAGACGCUUGACAAAGAAAGCUUUUUAGUGUCAUCAGCAGUGUGGCUUGAGGUUCGAAAACAGGAUCCAGGGAUACUCUACUAUGAAACACACAUAUACCAAGAGGACUACAAAAUGGUAAACAUGAAUAGAUCCUCUAGAAAACCGAUGUUCGCCGCAUCAAACCCCAAAAGGACUUAG
This is a messenger RNA of Acanthoscelides obtectus, 252 nucleotides long. Lineage: Eukaryota; Metazoa; Arthropoda; Insecta; Coleoptera; Chrysomelidae. The record is from the annotation of a GenBank genome assembly.